ACAACAAUCUUUAGAAUUUUUCAAAGAGCUUCCAUCGGAAGCAGUAUUAAAGUACGACUAUAAAACAGAGGCCAAACACAUAAUCAUCAAUCACUCACUUCUUCUUCUUCGAAUUGCAAUUAAUACCCAAAACAGAAAAAACCAUGGUUUCCAACCAAAACCUGCCAUCAGCCACUACGCUUCUAUCAGCAUACACGACCGUUGCUGCUUCCGCCCUUCUUGCCAAAACAGUGAUAAACGAAGUCCAAUCCAUGGCCAGUCAGAUCAUACCCCAAAAGAUUCAGCAAAACCUACUCUCGAAACUCAAGUCCCUUACUGGAACUCUCCAAUCCCACAUGACUCUCGUAAUUGACGAAUUCGCCCAUGAUGGGAUUACCAAAAAUGACAUCUUUACUGCCGCUGACCUUUUCCUAAGAGCUAAACUCGCCACUUCAGUUUCAAUUGCUCGAGCCAAGAUCCUGAAGGUACCCGAUGAGAACGAGCCUUCUCUCUCUGUCUUCAAUGGGGAAAAGAUCGAGGAUUUCUUCCAAGGAAUUCACGUCGUCUGGGAACUGUCUUCUGUGGAAGUUGAAAAAAAGAACUUGGACUAUGAAGGCAUCUUUUCUAGUGAAAAAUCGGAGAAGCGGUCGCUGGAGCUCAAAUUUCACAAGAAGUUCAACGACGAGAUUCUUUCCAAGUACAUUCCGCACUUGCUGGAGAGAGCCAAGUCCAUAAAACAGGGAAACAAGACGGUUAUGCUCAAUGCUCUUGGCUCCUAUAUAUCAGUCAAACUGAACCAUCCUUCCACUUUUGAAACAAUGGCAAUGGACCCCACCACCAAGAAGGACCUUAUGGACGAUCUGGAUAGGUUUCUCAAUAGAAGGGAAUUCUAUCAAAGAGUCGGUAAAGCUUGGAAACGUGGCUAUUUGCUUUACGGUCCACCAGGAACCGGCAAGUCUAGCUUGAUCGCCGCCAUGGCUAACUAUCUCAAGUUCGACGUCUACGAUUUGGAGCUCACCAGCCUCCAAUCGAAUUCAGAUUUCAAGAACUUGCUCCUUAACACGGAGAAUCGUUCAAUCUUGGUCAUUGAAGACAUUGAUUGCAGCGCAGAAUUCCAUACCAGACAGGAUGUCGGAGGACUCGGCGAUGAUAACGAUAAACAGCUGACUCUGUCGGGACUGCUGAAUUUCAUCGACGGGUUAUGGUCGAGUUAUGGAGACGAGAGGAUAAUUGUGUUCACGACCAAUCACAAAGACAGACUUGACCCGGCACUGUUGAGGCCGGGCAGGAUGGACAAGCACAUUCACAUGUCGUACUGCAAUUUUAGCAGUUUCAGAAUCCUAUGUUCCAACUAUCUUGGAAUAAGCUUCCACCCGAAAUUCGCACAAAUCGAGGAGCUCAUAAUAGAAGCCGAGGCAACUCCUGCAGAGAUAGCAGAAGAGCUCAUGAGGAGCGAAGAUGCAGACAUUGUGCUGGAAGCUGUUAUUGCUUUGCUGAAGAGGAAGAACAAGGCAGCUAUUGAAGAAGGAAAACAAGAACAGAGUAACAAUGAAAAAAGGAAGCAAGUUGUUGAUGAUGAUGAUGAAGAACCCAUGAUUGUGAAGAGAAACAAGAGGAGAAGGAGGUCCAAACGGUUGAGGAACAAACAUAGCAUUAACAACGGCUGGAUUAUCUAGAGAGGUUCCUUAUAUGGAUGAAAUCGAGAAUUUAAGAAUAAAAUUAAAAUAGUAAGUUUGUAUGGCAUUGAAAAAUGAGUAAAAUGUAACAUGUAUGAUAAAUAAGAUAA
Impatiens glandulifera is the source of this 1765-nucleotide messenger RNA. Its product is annotated as AAA-ATPase At3g50940-like. Lineage: Eukaryota; Viridiplantae; Streptophyta; Magnoliopsida; Ericales; Balsaminaceae. Bases 144 to 1655 code for a protein of 503 amino acids. The record is from RefSeq and is a predicted model, not a curated record. Gene Ontology annotation, molecular function: ATP binding; ATP hydrolysis activity. The transcript has 2 exons.